AUGGCAUUAAAGCGUAUACACAAGGAGCUUGCUGAUCUCACCAAAGAUCCGCCUACAAAUUGCAGUGCUGGUCCUGUGGGAGAUGAUAUGUUUCAUUGGCAAGCAACAAUAAUGGGCCCUCAUAACAGCCUUUACCAAAACGGAGUCUAUUUCUUAAACAUUCACUUCCCAAGUGACUAUCCAUUUAAGCCACCUAAGGUUGCAUUUACUACUAAGGUAUAUCACCCCAACAUAAAUAACAAUGGUGCCAUAUGCCUUGACAUUUUAAAGGAUCAGUGGAGUCCUGCGCUCACCAUCUCGAAAGUUUUACUUUCGAUCUCGUCUCUACUCACCGAUCCUAACCCAGAUGAUCCAUUGGUUCCCGAAAUUGCUCAGAUUUAUAAGCAGAAUCGCAAGCUUUACGAGUCUACGGUCAGGGAAUGGGUCCAGAAAUAUGCAACAUAG
Messenger RNA from Theileria annulata, 444 nucleotides. Its product is annotated as ubiquitin-conjugating enzyme E2, putative. The transcript has 5 exons. Gene Ontology annotation, molecular function: ubiquitin conjugating enzyme activity. The coding region runs from base 1 to 444 and encodes 147 amino acids. Gene Ontology annotation, cellular component: nucleus. Lineage: Eukaryota; Apicomplexa; Aconoidasida; Piroplasmida; Theileriidae. The record is from RefSeq and is a predicted model, not a curated record. Gene Ontology annotation, biological process: protein polyubiquitination.